Molecule: messenger RNA, 423 nt
Organism: Protomyces lactucae-debilis
Lineage: Eukaryota; Fungi; Ascomycota; Taphrinomycetes; Taphrinales; Protomycetaceae
Exons: 1
Coding region: 1-423 (140 amino acids)
Source: RefSeq, a predicted model, not a curated record
AUGGCAACCGAAAGUGUGCAAUGGGACGAAAAGAGCAUGGAUCUCGACCUGGAGGGCGGCGACGAGCAGGUUCUGCCGAAGUAUUCACGGCAUGAAUUACAAGCUCUGGAGAACCCAAGUUGGACGGUGGAUCAAGUCAAGACGUUGGUUCUUGAACUUCUGGUGGCACUACUGGUAGCGAUGUCGGUUGCGCAUCUAAUCAUCGCCUACAUGCGAGAACACGGCAUUGUCUUUUCAGUCGCUUGGCGCUCGAGUACUGUAUGCGGCUCUGCAGCCUCGUUUCUCGAAGUCUCCUGGCCCACUGUUGCAGAGAAUGCGAGUCAGGCAGCGAGUGCUCUAAACAAACAACAAGCGCCAGACUUCACCGGACUAGGUCAGCUGUGCAAGACGGUUCACAGAUUCAUGAGCUUUUAUGCGCACUGA